AUGGACGCCUAUGGUGUCCGAAGGAAGGACACCACCAAGGGUCCACCAUUGCGAGUCCUGUCGCUAGAUGGAGGAGGCGUCCGGGGUUAUUCUAUGCUCAUAAUCGUACAGGAGUUGAUGCACCGAACCUUCGUAGAGGUCCAAGGUCGAGCUCCGCGACGUCAUGAGAUCCCGAAGCCGUGCGACCACUUCGACCUCAUCGUAGGAACCGGAACUGGCGGUCUGAUCGCGCUUAUGCUGGGCCGGAUGCGCCUUGACCUGGAGACAUGCAAGGAACUCUAUGUGCGCAUGACGCGAAUGGUGUUUGAGACGGACAAAACAUUUGCCGGAAUCCCCUACCGAUCCACGCUCUUCAAAGCCAGCAAGCUCGAGGAGGCGAUCCAGCAGGCCGUGCAGGAGCACACCAUUCAUGAAGGGGAAGGAAACGAUGGUCGCCAAGAAGUCGACCUGAUGAGCCCUUUAAACCCCGCGCAAUACUCCAGCGCGGCCGGACCCAGACGAAACGCGAGCAACGCGAGCACCGUGAGUUUCAGUGCUCGAAGUCCAUCAGCUCAGCUGGCGCGACCGGCAUUUAAUCCAAGGCACGGCAACCCGCACGCCAGAUUGUACGAUGCGCGGGAAACAAGAACCAAGACAGCAGUCACUGCCGUAUAUCAAGGAUCCCCCAGAGGAUCACCACCAGCCAUGCUGCGAUCGUACGAUUCAAGGCGUGAGCCCCCUCCGGAAUUCGACUGCAAGAUCUGGCAAGCCGGACGUGCGACCAGCGCGAUAGGUCUAGCAUUCAAACCCAUCCGCAUCGGCCAGUCCAUCUUCCACGACGACGGCUCAGGCACCUUCAACCCUGCGCCCGAAGCAUUGGACGAGGCUGUGGUGAACGAAUGGCCCGGUCGCGAAAUCGGGGUUUUUGUUAGUGUCGGAACCGGCAAGCGGCCCAAGUCUAGCGAUUCAAACCAAAACGCGUGGUAUGAGGGUUUCUUGGGGGAUUUUGCCGAAGCGCGAAGGCGACUCAUUGCCAAGAUUGAAGGCUGCGAGAAGAUCCACGAGUACAUGCUGAGAGAGCAUCUCAUCAAACGCGGCGUCAACGUCGAGACCUACUACCGGCUAAACGUGGAAGUCGGCGUCGGCGAGUUCGGCAUGAACGAAUGGCAUCGGCUGGGAGACAUAAGCACAGGCACCAGAAGGUACAUGGCUCGGGAAACGGAGCAGAAAAUGAUUCAGGGCAUCUCUACCAAGCUGGCCAAGAUUUUCAAAGCCAAGCUCAGAUGGGACCGCGCUCAGCUGGGUAUCCCGGAACUGGUCAAAUCCACGUCGGCGACAAACUUUGACAUGCCGCUCGCCGUCGAGUUACCUGGCGAUAUGCCGACAUCGCUUUCGUCGCCGCCUCCACGUAGUCCACCAAGCCGCUCGUCAUUCGAUUCCGGAUCCGACAGUUUGCAGGUUGCUUCCAAUCAGCUGGCUUCUCCUCGCAGCUCGCACGACCGUAUACGACCCAACACGGGCAAUUCCAGGAAUCCGGGGGCCAUGACCCCCCUGGGAGACGAUCCCGAUCGUUUGCUCGUAUCGGCGCCAUCGCCUAACCAGUACUACAUCUCGUCCGACACGGACAAGAUUGCCGUCAUGAGCCUCGAUGAGCUUCCGAGGCCGCCUCCCUCACAGCAGGUAGCGCCGCCGCCGACGCGAAUCGAACCUCCUCCUUUGCCUCCCAAAACUCCCUUGCCAGAUGGUAAUCGCCUCCGUCAGGCGCACGCACCGACUUCUUCGCGCAUAUCCCAGUCAUCCAUUCCUCCCUACCCGGUUGACGACGAUGAGCCCCCUCCACCGGUCAACAUGGCUCGCAAACCCGACUAUCGCGCACACUAA
This is a messenger RNA of Ustilaginoidea virens, 1860 nucleotides long. RefSeq lists its product as uncharacterized. The record is from RefSeq and is a predicted model, not a curated record. The coding region runs from base 1 to 1860 and encodes 619 amino acids. Gene Ontology annotation, cellular component: membrane. Gene Ontology annotation, biological process: arachidonate metabolic process. The transcript is spliced from 3 exons. Lineage: Eukaryota; Fungi; Ascomycota; Sordariomycetes; Hypocreales; Clavicipitaceae.